AUGACGCGAGUAACUUCAUAUGGAACCCCACACUAUUUUUUACCUCAUCACGGCGUGUAUCGUGAGCACAGCAGCACAACAAAACUUCGCGUGGUGUUCGAUGCAAGUGCCGCCACAAGUAGUGGAGUGUCUUUAAAUGACAUUCAACAAGUCGGACCUCCCUUGCAGCGUGAUUUAGUUGACAUCCUGCUUCGUUUCAGACAACAUAGAUACACUGCUUGUGCAGACGUCGAAAAGAUGUACAGGCAGUGUCUCUUAAACGAAUUACAACGCGAUCUCCAGUUGAUUGUGUGGCGUGACAACCCAUCUGAACCGUUAGGUAUUUACCGACUGAAUACGGUAACGUAUGGGACAGCCUCCGCACCGUUUCUUAGUGUUAGGUGUCUAAAGCAGCUGGCACUCGAAUGUAAGGACUCAGCCGUCCAACAAAUAAUUUUAAAUGAUUUUUAUGUAGAUGAUAUGAUUACAGGUUCAGAUGACAAGCAGGAGUUGCUUGUACUCUGUAAGAAGGUCACAGAUGUCUUAAGUUCUGGAGGAUUUCACUUAAGAAAAUGGAUAUUUAAUUUUAAAUGUGAUGAAUUGUUGGUUCAUCAAAUUCCAAAUAAUAACGCAUCACAGGAAUUAACAUUAGGAGAAAAUGUUCAGUGCAAGACAUUAGGUCUUGGAUGGUACUAUGCAUCAGACGAGUUUUAUUUUAAUACUCAAGUUAAAGUUGAUACGUACAAGAUUAGUAAACGAACCAUUUUAUCGCACGUUUCUCAAAUAUUUGAUCCAUUGGGAUUAUUAAGUCCGACCAUUAUAAUAGCCAAAGUUUUAUUGCAAAAACUAUGGUUAUUACAACUAGGAUGGGAUGAUGAGGUACCGCGAGACGUGUUGCGCGCAUGGACCGUAUUUGUAAAGGGCUUAUCAAUGCUUAAUACCAUCCGCAUACCCCGUCAUGUUAUAGCUAACGAAGCGAUAUGUACAGAGCUACACAUCUUUACCGAUGCAUCGCAGACUGCGUACGGCGCUUGCAUCUACGUUCGAACAGUAACUAAUAACGGACUUGUAUCGGUAAAAUUGUUAUGUUCAAAGGGUAAGGUUGCACCUUUAAAACCUGUCAGUAUCCCGCGACUAGAAUUAUGUGGAGCUUUACUUGGGGCUCGACUUUAUGAUAAAGAUUUGUCGCCUCUUAGUCCAGGCCAUUUUCUGGUGGGACGUCCACUUACUGCGCCUGCUAGUGAUGACUUCACUGAGACGCCUGUUCAUCGACUGACACGUUAUCAACGAGUUGAGCAGAUUCGACAGCAAUUUUGGUCCCGUUGGGCGAAGGAAUACGUGUCAGAACUUCAAAUAAGGACUAAAGGAAGGAAGAACACACUUGAACUGCAGCCUGAUAUGCUAGUAGUUAUUAAGGACGACAACCUACCGCCGCUAAAAUGGCAUCUCGGUCGAAUAGUGAAGAUCUUCCCUGGCAAAGACGGCAUCACUAGAGUAGCCGAUAUUCGCACAUCGUCAGGUGUCGUGAGACGCGCUUACAGCAAGAUAUGUCCCUUACUUGAUGACUAAUUCUAGUUUUGAAGUUUUAAAAUUGAAAGCUGAAGCUUUCAAGG
Molecule: messenger RNA, 1592 nt
Organism: Galleria mellonella (greater wax moth)
Lineage: Eukaryota; Metazoa; Arthropoda; Insecta; Lepidoptera; Pyralidae
Exons: 3
Coding region: 1-1548 (515 amino acids)
Source: RefSeq, a predicted model, not a curated record